AUGCCUGACAUUCAUGAAAAGCGCAAACUUGAUUCAGAUGAUGAACAACCUGUCAAGCGGCGGGUGAUAGGGCCUUCACUCCCUCCAGAAGCAUCAGCAGCUGGAUCUGAUAGUGACAGUGACGAAGAUGAUUUUGGGCCUAGUUUACCUCCUCCACCUGGACAAGCUUCGUCUAUUUCACAAGAGCAAUCUCAGGCUUUAGAAUCAGCGGCGGUGCCCCAGCAGAUUGAAAAUUCGCGUGAUGAUUGGAUGCUUCAUCCACCAGAGCAAAGUGACUGGGCCUCCAAGAUUGACCCAACUCAGUUACGAAAUCGGAAAUUUCAAACUGGCAAGUCUGCGCGCUCAUCCACUUCCAAACAAAUCGAUUCAUCUUGGGUAGAAUCUCCAGAAGAGAGAAUACGACGGCUUGAGGACCAGGUAAUGGGUGUUGGUAAUGCCAAAGACCACAUCAAUAAAGUUGAUUCUUCCAGCACCAAGGCAGCCCACAUCAAAGCUAUGGAGGGAAUGAUCAAAAAAUUCAAUAAUCAAAAGGAGAAGAAGAAUGGCCAACUAGAAAAGCCCGAAAAGGCUACUAAGGAAGAGGAUGAUCCAAGUGCACGCGCCUUUGAUCGUGAAAAAGAUAUGGCAAUAUCAUCCAAGAUCUCUAAUGCACAGCGCCGCGAUAUGGUGAAUCGAGCCAGUGGAUAUAGUUCGCGGUUUACCAAGGGUGAUUUUUUGUAG
Penicillium taxi is the source of this 720-nucleotide messenger RNA. RefSeq names its product GPALPP motifs-containing protein 1. Lineage: Eukaryota; Fungi; Ascomycota; Eurotiomycetes; Eurotiales; Aspergillaceae. The record is from RefSeq and is a predicted model, not a curated record. The transcript is spliced from 2 exons. The coding region runs from base 1 to 720 and encodes 239 amino acids.